Molecule: messenger RNA, 3480 nt
Organism: Vombatus ursinus (common wombat)
Lineage: Eukaryota; Metazoa; Chordata; Mammalia; Diprotodontia; Vombatidae
Gene: VWA2
Product: von Willebrand factor A domain containing 2
Exons: 15
Coding region: 269-2623 (784 amino acids)
Biological process (GO): calcium-independent cell-matrix adhesion
Cellular component (GO): basement membrane
Molecular function (GO): calcium ion binding
Source: RefSeq, a predicted model, not a curated record
GGAGGGUCUGAGUGGAAGGAGCCCAGGGGCGGCACUCCUGGCCCCACACUCCCCGGGCGUCUCUGGAGGACGAAAUCAAGAGGUGGAUUCUCUCUCCGUGGUCGAGCUCCCUCCGAGGAUCUGGCAGGUACACGGGAGGAGCUAAGGCUGUGGCUGUGGAGUCGGGUCCCCUUCAGCGGGCGCUUCAAGUGGCCCAAGUUUAUAUCUUUCCAGGUUUUUCUGAAUCGAGUUGAGUCUUUAAGGAACCCUGGAGAAUCAUUUGAUCACCAUGAACCUGAUAUUGUUCCUGGAAGCUGUCUGUGUUUUUCUGUUUGGCCAAGUGCUACCAUCUUUCACUUUCCAGGAACUCUAUGCAAGCCAGGAGACUAUUGUGAAGAUUUCAGCUGCCAGUCAAUUGAUGCAUUGCUCUGCUGCCCUGGAUGUCCUGCUUGCCUUGGAUGGCUCUCACAGCAUUGGGAAAGGAAGUUUUGAAAGGUCUAAGUACUUUGCCAUUAAAUUGUGCGAUGCUUUGGCCAUCGGUCCAGAUAGAGUCAGAGUGGGUGUAUUACAAUUUAGCUCAGCUCCUCAGCUGGAAUUCUCCUUGGAUUCAUUUUCCACCCAAGAGGAAGUAAAAGAAAAAAUCAAGAAAAUAAUUUUCAAAGGAGGGAGCACUGAAACAGGCCUUGCUCUGAAAUACCUUCUCCACAAAGGUUUCCCUGGGGGAAGGAACUCUUCUGUCCCUCAGACCCUUGUCAUUGUCACUGAUGGGAAGUCCCAAGGAGACAUUGCCCUUCCUGCCAAGCAGCUGAAGGAAAAGGGAGUUGUGGUGUUUGCUGUGGGAGUCAAGUUCCCAAGGUGGACAGAGCUGCACACCUUGGCAAGCGAACCCAAGGAUCAAUAUAUGUUGUCUGCAGAACAUGUGGAUGAUGCUACCAAUGGCCUGUACAGCACUCUCUCCAGUUUGGCCAUCUGCAAUGCCACAGCUCCAGGUUGCAGAAUUGAGCCUCACCUUUGUGAACGAAAGACACUGGAAACCAUCAGAGAAGUCACUGGAAACUCUUUGUGCUGGAGAGGUUCAAAGAAAAACAAUGCAGUAUUUUCAUCCCUCUGCCCAUUCUCUAGCUGGAAGAAAGUUUUCAUAACUCACCUGGCCACAUGCUACAGAACGGUAUGUCCAGAUCCUUGUGAUUCCCAGCCCUGCCAGAAUGGAGGCACAUGUGUUCUGGAGGGAUUAGACAAGUACCAUUGUCUCUGUCCCAUUGGAUUUGGAGGGGAGGCCAACUGUGCACCAAAGUUGAGCCUGGAAUGCAGUGUCAACCUCCUCUUCUUGCUGGAUAGCUCGUCUGGUACAACCCUGGAGGGAUUCCUUCAGGCCAAGGCCUUUCUAAAGAGGUUUGUCCAGGCUGUGGUGAACAUGGACUCUCCAGUAGAUGUGGCAGUGGCCCAGUACAGUCAGGAGGUGGAGAUCCCAAUCCAAAUGGGACAAUACCAGGAUGUGCCCAGCCUCAUGAAGAGUCUGGACAGAAUGCGUUUCACUGGAGGAGCCACAUUGACAGGCAGAGCUUUGGAGUAUGUUGCUGAUCAUGGCUUCAGAGCUACACUUCCGUCUGGAGAGAUUCAUGAUCCCCAGCCUCAACGGGUGGUGGUUCUGCUUACUGACUCAAGGUCCCAAGACCUUGUGGCAGGACCAGUAAGAUAUGCCCGUGAUCAGAAACUCUUCCUGAUUGGGGUAGGUAGUGAGUUUCUGAGAGCAGAGCUGGAAGAAAUCACUGGCAAUCCAAAGCAGGUGAUAACCUACUCCAACCCACAAGACCUUUUUAAUAAAAUACCUGAACUCCAGAAAAAAAUCUGCAGUCUCCAGAGACCAGGCUGCCAGUCUCAGUCCCUGGACCUGGUUUUCCUGUUGGAUGCAUCAGCGACAGUAGGACAAGUGGACUUCACGAAGGUCCGGAGCUUUGUAAGAGGGAGCUCCCUCCAAUUCAACAUCAACCGGGAUGUGACCCAGAUAGGCUUGGUUGUCUAUGGCAGCAGGGUCCAGACCACAUUUGCCUUGGACACACACCCUACUAGCUCCAACCUCCUGCAGGCCAUCAACCAGGCCCCUUAUGUGGGUGGGGCAGGCUCCACAGGCAGUGCUCUCUUGCAUGUCUAUGAUGAGGUGAUGACUGUCCAGAAGGGGGCCCGGCCUGGUGUGAGUAAGGCGGUGGUCGUAAUUACAGAAGGGACUGGAACUGAAGAUGCAGUGGUGCCUGCUCAGAAGCUUCGAAGAAAUGGCAUCUCUGUCCUGGUCAUAGGUGUGGGACCUGUCCUGAAGGAGACGCUACUAAGACUUGCAGGCUCUCAUGACUUCCUAAUACAUGUGCCUUCUUAUGAAGACCUAGAGAAUUACCAAGACUUAUUCAUUGAAAGAAUAUGUGAAGAAGCCAGGAAGCCAGUUAACCUCUGCAAACCCAGUCCAUGCAUGAAUGAUGGGACAUGCAUUCUUCAGAAUGGAAGCUACCGGUGUGAGUGCAGAGGCUGGGAAGGCCCCCACUGUGAGAACAGAAUCUUGAGAGGUGAUUCCCCCAGGCCACAUGGCUUGCAUCAGUACUCCUCGAACUGGCAGCACUGGUACCAAUCACGGCAUUUGCACCUGGGCAGUUGAAUCAGCAUGGUACCUUGUGGCAAUUCUGUGUGACCAUCCACUUUCUGCCAACAGUGUGUAUGACUACCCAAAAACCACCAUGUUGCAUGGUGAAAGUGGAUCCCAACUCAGAGACAGUGCUACUUAGCAACAAUGCUAGCAAUAGAUGAAUUCAUUAAUUAUUGUUUAUCUUUUUAAAAAGCAAUCAACACAUCAAAAUAUAAGUCAAUAUUUAUUUUCAUCCAAAUGUCAACUUCCAAACCACAUUUAAUCUUUUCUCCAUGGAUAUGGAGCAGCACUGAUGGGCCAACUUGUUGACUUCGUUUGGUGUAGAAGUCAGGAAUACUUAUUGGAAUAUUGACUGCACAGGGAACUGUCCAGCAUGAUGUUAGUUACAUAUUUCUCACAUGGAAUAAUUGCAACACCUGAGUUUUAGGACUUUAAAUUUUGGGAAUUGUUCACAUGCAGCAUUAUGUAUCCAUUUGGAAAACUGAUUCAAUUGAUUCAAGUAUGUGGACAUAAGGUAAAUAAUCUGUAAUAUGUAGUUGUACUUACUGUAUUCCUCAGUAUGGAUUUCACAGUGCCAAGUGAGACUUGCCAAAUGGUAACUCUAAAGCCACUAUAAUGGAGAUUUGCUGCUUGACAUUUGGUGUUUUUUUGUUUUUUUUUUUAACAUGGGGGAGAAACUUAGGGAGGAUAGAGUAGCAGGUCCAGACCAGAGGGAGAAUGGAACGCUGUUGGGUUUCAGUCAGCUGGAAAUCUAUGCAGUUAGGCUGUGUUCCCUCAGACAGAUAGUACUUGUUAGUUUACUAUAGGCCUGAUUAAUGUUAUUACUGUUUAGACUUCUUGACAAUCUUUCUUCUCUCCCCUUUUAGUUG